GCUCUGCGCUCUGCUGCAAGAGCUGCUGGAGCACAGGUGCAUUCCUCGUCAUUUCAACCCGCGACACAAACCACCACCCUCGCACUGCGACGACGGCUUCACGACAGCCUGAUGCAGUGUGUCGACACGGUAGGUCAUUCGGCAGUCGACAACCCCGACGGACAGUACACCUGACCGCCCGGCGACAACGCGGGCCUUCUCCUACCCAACCAUUUCCCUUCUUCCGGCUGGCGCGCGACGGUCGGCGGACGACCUGCCAACCUCCUUGGGGCCCUCUAUUUUGCGCAUGAACCACACGCAGGCCGAGUCCAGAGAUGAUCCUUGGAUCUGACUGAAACAAGGCAAGGCACCGCCCACCACCUCGUCGCAUCGCUUUGCACCGCAUCGCAUCAACUGGCAAUCGCUUCUUCGUCAUCGCCAUCGGCUUCUGCUCUUUUUUUUUGUCUGUUUCCUCCCAUCCGUCCUUCCAAACGAGCCCACGCCGACGAUCCUUUUGCUACCGACUCGCCCCUUUUCCCUUAUCAACCAGCCCAAACAACCGCCCCUCUUUUACCGACCACCAGAUCGACAUUUCCGACCUUGGCCAACGAUCACAUGCAACUUCUGUAACGGGAGGCGCGCUCCCGUCACACCUCACGAUUUCACUUGUUUGUCCAUCCAGAACCCCAUCAAAAUGUUGGCGUCCGAGCCGCCAUCGUCGCCGCCUGGCGAGGACGCAGCCCCGGAAGCGUCACUCGCCUGGUACAAGUCGCAAUACGAGCAACUAGAGACCGAACUCGCCGAUUUCAGAAUUUCCAGCGAGGAGCUCGAGAAGGAGUUGGAAAAGGAGCUGGAAGCCGCCGAGAAGAGGGAGAAUGCCCUCAAGAACAAGGCAGAAGGCCUUGUCUUUGAGGUCGACGAGUGGAAGAGGAAGUACAAGGAAUCCAAGACCGAGGCGAACGCGGCACAGAACACGCUGGAGAAGGAGAUUACGACCCUGAGGGAUACAAAUCGCACGAUGCAGCACAAACUUCGCGACAUCGAAGUUGCAAACGAUGACUUUGAGCGGCAGGCGCGGAUCACAGACUCGUCCCUCGAGGACAUGGAAUCGAAAUACAACGCGGCGAUCGAGAGGCAGGUCAUGAUGGAGGAGGAGAUCAAGAUAGGCGAACAAGAACGGGAACAGCUCAGAAUAGAAGCGCAGAGACUACGAGAAGAGUUGUCCGACCUCAAGAUCGAAGCCGACAUCCUCCAGGACAAGCUGAAGAAGCAGGAGGAGCAGCGCCAUCUGUCCACCAUAUCCACCGAUCUUUCCAUCCCCGAGAGCCCCAUGUUCGACACCAGCACCAUGUCCGGCGCCAGCUCCCCACUCGUCUCAACACCACCUGGAUCAGUAACGUCCUCCAAGACCCCAGUGCAUGAGCCUCCUUCUCCACCGAUGUCGGAUGCGUCAGCAGCCCCGAUCCCGAACCCGAAGCCCAAAGCCCCGUCCGCGAAACAACCCGUGGCUGCUCCUGCGAAGCCAAAGAGAUCGAGGUUGCCUUCGAUGGGCUCGAGCAACACCCCGCGACCGCGGGUGUCCUCGACAGCGUCGCGCUCGUCCACCACUCAACACUCUACCGCGGGUGCCUCGCAGCGCCCCACGCCUGCUCUCCGUAGGACUACGAAACCUCUUCCGCCCAAGGCGCCUGGUCAAAAUAGGAUACCCCCGUCAACGUCCCUCACUCACAUACGGACCCUUACAGCCCAGAUGCAGCGCUUGGAGGCUCGGGUUCAGAACGCACGAUCCAAACUGCCAGCGCCCACGGUCACGCCGCCGCGUGCUUCUCCCAGGUCUGUUGCUAGCAACAGCAAUGUCACCAUACGAACCCGCAAGCGAGGUGUGUCGUCCGUGUCAUCGACUGCCACCAGCACAACGCCAGAGGACGCGACGCCGACCGGCAACGCCUUCAGCAGGAGCACCAACGGCGGAAGACACCUGCCCCGACUUAGUAUAUCCGGUGUGAGCAGGCUGUCCUUUGGUCCGCUUCCGAACCGUGGGCCCCUCGAUUCCGGCUCCGAGAUCAGCCGCCCCAGCAGCCGGGCCAGCACCUCGAGCUAUGCGCGGCCAGUCAGCCGGGCCGAUGGCAGGAACGACAGCAUGAUUGCACCACCGCGGCCAGGGAGCCGUGCAGGUGGCGCAAGGACACCUCUGGGCCGGCCGAUUAGUAGGACGAGUUUCGGCAGCAGUUUCCACGGGCACUCGGUGAGCAGCCUCAGCCUCAGCACGGCAGAAGAGCCAGAACCCGAGGAGCGGACGUACAGGACGCCUAGCAGGCGCGGAACCUAUAGCCGAUUAGAGGGUGGCAGUGGGAUCCCAACACCAAGCGGCCUGCCGAUGCCAACGUCGAGACGACAAAGCCUGGCAAGCGUCCAGGCCGAGCCAGUCAGGCGGCCGAGCAUAGGCCCGUCGCUGAUCAAGAAGACAUCGACACAACCUCUAUCGACACAACCUCUGGGUGAUCUGGGCGAAACCUUCUAGGAGAACCGAAGCGGCGGGCCCUGAGGACCGGCAUUGCGGGCCCAGCAGGCGGGCUGCAUCAUAUAUUACCUUCACAUUGACACCAAUACUGUCCUUUUUUCUUCUUUCAUUUGUCAUCAUACCCAUUUCUUUUGUUGACUACGAGGGCUGCGGUCAUUGCGACAGGGUCAUUUACACGGGCGAACGGGUUCGGCGUGGCAUGGCAUACGAUUGGUACGGAGUUUAUCGCAUUCCCGCGUGGCUGAGGAGCUUUGGUCGGGUCACAGAGCAUCCUUUUUCAGCGUUAGAGUGAGACUGGUUGUCAACCCGGCUUGGGCUGUCUGGAGAGCGCGAGACCAAAUUGACGAUGGACAAUAGACGCGCUGAAGGAUGAAGUUGUCCGGAGAUAGUAUCACCACCAGGAGACUAAUAUAUCCUUGAGGUAUAGACAAA
Molecule: messenger RNA, 2932 nt
Organism: Diaporthe batatas
Lineage: Eukaryota; Fungi; Ascomycota; Sordariomycetes; Diaporthales; Diaporthaceae
Exons: 2
Coding region: 674-2500 (608 amino acids)
Biological process (GO): establishment of mitotic spindle orientation; vesicle transport along microtubule; centrosome localization
Cellular component (GO): kinetochore; centrosome; kinesin complex
Molecular function (GO): microtubule binding
Source: RefSeq, a predicted model, not a curated record